AGUUCCGGCAGCGCGGAGAGACUAGCAAACAGGCGGGUGCCACAGUCUGAGGCAGCGUUUCAGCUCCGCUGUUGGCUCCGCGUCCGGGGUCGGAUCCCUCUCACUCUUGUCUGGCCUCCCUUUCCCCGCGUGUCUGGCUGACUAAAAAUGACAGCAAUCAAGCAUGCGUUACAAAGAGAUAUUUUUACACCAAAUGAUGAACGUCUGCUGAGUAUUGUCAAUGUCUGCAAAGCAGGAAAAAAGAAAAAGAACUGUUUUUUGUGUGCCACAGUGACAACAGAACGCCCCGUGCAGGUGAAGAUGGUCAAAGUCAAGAAAUCCGACAAAGGAGAUUUCUACAAAAGGCAGAUUGCUUGGGCCCUUCGAGACCUUGCUGUUGUAGAUGCCAAGGAUGCUAUUAAAGAAAAUCCUGAAUUUGAUUUACAUUUUGAAAAAAUAUAUAAAUGGGUUGCCAGCAGCACUGCUGAAAAGAAUGCAUUUAUUUCAUGCAUUUGGAAAUUGAAUCAGCGGUAUCUCCGGAAGAAAAUUGAUUUUGUCAAUGUUAGCUCACAGCUCCUGGAAGAACUGCCUAAAGUUACAGAAGAAUCUGUCCCAAGUGGAGAAAAUCAGAGUGUGACAGGAGGUGAUGAAGAAGUAGUAGAUGUUUACCAAGAGUUAAAUGCAAGAGAAGAGCAGGAUAUUGAAAUAAUGAUGGAAGGCUGUGAAUGUGCAAUCUCUAAUGCUGAGGCCUUUGCAGAAAGGUUGUCCAGAGAGCUACAGGUGCUAGAUGGGGCUAACAUCCAAUCAAUCAUGGCCUCUGAAAAGCAAGUGAACAUCCUGAUGAAGUUGCUGGACGAGGCUCUAAAGGAGGUAGAUCAGAUUGAAUUGAAACUGAGCAGUUAUGAGGAAAUGCUCCAAAGCGUAAAAGAACAAAUGGAUCAGAUCUCUGAAAGCAACCACCUAAUUCAUCUUAGUAACACUAAUAAUGUAAAACUCCUGUCUGAAAUAGAGUUUCUUGUGAACCACAUGGACUUGGCCAAAGGUCACAUAAAGGCCCUUCAGGAAGGAGAUCUUGCUUCUUCCAGAGGCAUUGAGGCCUGCACCAAUGCCGCAGAUGCCCUUCUCCAGUGCAUGAACGUAGCUCUUCGACCAGGCCAUGACAUGCUCCUGGCAGUCAAACAGCAACAGCAGCGUUUCAGUGAUUUGCGAGAGCAUUUUGCCCGGAGACUGGCCAGUCACCUCAACAAUGUUUUUGUUCAACAGUUUACUCAGGCCCUCCUUCAACUCUAUAACAGGUCCUACUUUCUUUCGGUGCCUGGUCACGAUCAGAGUUCAACUCUUGCUCAGCACUCUGUUGAACUGGCUCUACCCAAUCAUCAUCCAUUUCAUAGAGACUUGCUUCGAUAUGCCAAGUUGAUGGAGUGGCUAAAGAGUACAGAUUAUGGGAAAUAUGAGGGCCUAACAAAGAAUUACAUGGAUUAUUUAUCACGACUGUAUGAAAGAGAAAUUAAAGAUUUCUUUGAAGUUGCAAAGAUCAAGAUGACUGGCACAACUAAAGAAAGCAAGAAGUUUGCUACACUGCCUCGAAAAGAAAGUGCUGUCAAACAGGAAACAGAGAGUCUUCAUGGAAGUUCUGGGAAAUUAACUGGAUCCACUUCUAGUCUAAAUAAACUCAGUGUUCAGAGUUCAGGGAAUCGCAGAUCACAGUCAUCUUCUUUGUUGGAUAUGGGAAACAUGUCUGCCUCUGAUCUCGACGUUGCUGACAGGACCAAAUUUGAUAAGAUCUUUGAACAGGUACUAAGUGAACUAGAGCCCUUAUGUCUGGCAGAACAGGACUUCAUAAGUAAAUUUUUCAAACUACAGCAGCAUCAAAGUAUGCCUGGAACUAUGACUGAAGCAGAGGACCUAGAUGGAGUCACAUUAUCCCGGCAACAUGCUGCUGGCGCGCCGCUGCCGGUUUCAUCUGAGAAAGAUAUGAUCCGUCAAAUGAUGAUUAAAAUAUUUCGCUGCAUUGAACCAGAACUGAACAACCUAAUUGCGUUAGGAGACAAAAUUGAUAGCUUUAACUCCCUUUACAUGCUUGUCAAAAUGAGUCAUCAUGUGUGGACUGCACAAAAUGUGGAUCCUGCUUCUUUCCUGAGUACUACAUUGGGAAAUGUUCUGGUGACUGUCAAAAGGAACUUUGACAAAUGCAUUAGUAAUCAAAUAAGGCAAAUGGAAGAAGUAAAGAUCUCAAAAAAGAGUAAAGUAGGAAUUCUUCCAUUUGUUGCUGAAUUUGAAGAGUUUGCUGGACUCGCAGAAUCAAUCUUUAAAAAUGCUGAACGUCGUGGAGAUCUAGAUAAAGCAUAUACCAAACUUAUCAGAGGAGUAUUUGUUAAUGUGGAGAAAGUAGCAAAUGAAAGCCAGAAGACCCCCAGGGAUGUAGUUAUGAUGGAAAAUUUUCACCAUAUUUUUGCAACACUUUCUCGUUUGAAAAUCUCAUGUCUAGAAGCUGAAAAAAGAGAAGCCAAACAAAAAUACACAGAUCACCUUCAGUCUUAUGUCAUUUACUCUUUAGGACAACCUCUUGAAAAACUUAAUCAUUUCUUUGAAGGCGUUGAAGCUCGUGUAGCACAGGGUAUAAGAGAGGAGGAAGUCAGCUAUCAACUUGCAUUCAACAAACAAGAACUUCGCAAAGUCAUUAAAGAGUAUCCUGGAAAGGAAGUGAAAAAAGGUCUAGACAACCUCUACAAAAAGGUUGAUAAACAUUUAUGUGAAGAGGAGAACUUACUUCAGGUGGUGUGGCAUUCUAUGCAAGAUGAAUUUAUACGCCAGUACAAGCAUUUUGAAGGUUUGAUAGCUCGCUGUUAUCCUGGAUCUGGUGUUACAAUGGAAUUCACUAUUCAGGACAUUCUAGAUUAUUGCUCCAGUAUUGCACAGUCCCACUAAAAGGGAAGAGAUAAAUGAAAAAACUGUCUACGAUUUUAUGUAAAUGUAUGAAAAGAAAAGAUUUCGGUGCUAGGGAGCCCCUGCUGCUUUAAGUCAACAGACUGGGUCGGAGGAAUGGUUAUAUACCACUUCCCGUACCUGUGUAACUAAUAACACGAGACUUCCCUGUUGCAGGUGGUCACUUUGCUGUAUAUGCUAACAGGGACAAGUGAGAGGAAAAACAGCAAAUUGAGUAUCCCAGACAGUGACAAACCAUACUUCUGCCAAGUUUAUCUAAUCCAUUGUGGUAGAAAAGGUACAGCUCCAAUAAAUGUAUCAUUUAAAUUUUUUAAAAAUUAAAAAACUUCUGAAAGAAGUAAAGAUAAAUGAAAAAAAACACUCUGGGUACACCAGACACUCUUCAAAAUUAUCAAAGUAACUGUCUUGAGAACCUAGACUUGAAACUUUAUGUAUUAUUAUGUAAUACCAUACUACAAAUAUUCAAGAGCAAAAGUAUCAAUUUAUGUAGCAGUUUUAUUUAUCCAGUAGGUUGUGUACUAUGACUAAACAAAGUUUUCUUUUAUUGCCUAGUUUCUUGUAUUUGAGAAUGCUUAUCCUGUGUGUAAUGCGUUGGAAAUUCUUCCGUUUUCACCAGUUCACUAUUGCUUUCAAGUCAUGUAACUACUAAAAUAUUGUACAGAAUUUUCCCUCUGUUUAACUAAUGUGUAUAUGGAUAGGGGUCUUGUGAUGAACAGUUGUAAACUUAAAUUUUGAGGAUUGUGUGACUCUGUGUAGCAAUGUAUCUGAAAUAAAGAAAUUUAAAAAAAAAACUUUUCAGAAAAGUUAAAAUUUGGUAAUAUUCUUAGAUUUGUUAUAUGCUGUUUUUUAUAACAGCAAAUUCUUACAAAAUCAAUAUCCAAAAAGUUAUUAUAUGUUCAUUUACCACAAAACAUUUAAGAGUGUAAUAAGAAAAAUAAAACCUUUUAUGAUAAUAUUUAGGACUAAAUCUAACAAAACAUCGUACUAUGGACUGAAUUGUAUCUUCUCAGAAUUCCUAUGUGGAACCCCUAACUACCAUCCCCCCCCACAAUGUGACUUCAUUAGAAAUAAAGCCUUUAAGGGAGAGAUUAAGGUUAAAUGAGACCAUAAGGAUAGCACCCUGAUUCAAUAGAAAUAAGAAGCCACCAGAGCUCUCUGCCAUGUGGGGACACAGCAAGAAGACAGCCAUCUGCAGGCUGGAAAGAGGGUUCAUGAGAACCCAACCAUUCUGGCACCCUGAUCUUGGACUUUCAGCCUCCAAAACUGAGAAAAUAAAGUUCUAUUAGUUAACCCACUCAGUCUAUGGUAGUUUACUAUUGCGGCACAAGAUGUACAAGACCUUUAUGAAGAAAAUUAUAAAACUAUUGAAAGAUAUUAAAGAAGUCCUAAGUAAGUGGAGGAGUAUUUCAUGUGUUCGUGUAAGAACACAUAACAUAGUAGAAAUGGCAGUUAUUCUCAAAUGUAAGGAUUCAAUACAGAUUUCCAGUUUCCAGCCCUGUGCUUAAGAAGCUUGAAAGUCACCUCUCCAUUCUGACAAGUGAAAACUUGAACAAACUGAAAAAAUCAACUCUUAGAUCUGUAAGAGAAGGGAGGUCUCCGGAUGAACACUGCCACAAUUGGAGAGAUCCAACAAUAGAAUACAGAGAAUCCCAACUUACAACUUCCUGGAACAGAAACCCACAAGCUGAAACCCACAGGAACCAGUGCCCAGGUGGGGAAAACCAAACUGUAAUUAACAAACAUUAAUUUGUCUGAGAAAUAAAAAUUCCAGGCAGACCCA
This is a messenger RNA of Suricata suricatta (meerkat), 4705 nucleotides long. RefSeq names its product exocyst complex component 1 (gene EXOC1). The record is from RefSeq and is a predicted model, not a curated record. Gene Ontology annotation, molecular function: phosphatidylinositol-4,5-bisphosphate binding. The transcript is spliced from 21 exons. Gene Ontology annotation, biological process: exocytosis; Golgi to plasma membrane transport. The coding region runs from base 148 to 2907 and encodes 919 amino acids. Gene Ontology annotation, cellular component: plasma membrane; exocyst. Lineage: Eukaryota; Metazoa; Chordata; Mammalia; Carnivora; Herpestidae.